Periophthalmus magnuspinnatus is the source of this 2850-nucleotide messenger RNA. RefSeq names its product DENN/MADD domain containing 1B (gene dennd1b). Gene Ontology annotation, biological process: endocytic recycling; endocytosis. Bases 358 to 2850 code for a protein of 830 amino acids. Lineage: Eukaryota; Metazoa; Chordata; Actinopteri; Gobiiformes; Gobiidae. Gene Ontology annotation, molecular function: guanyl-nucleotide exchange factor activity; phosphatidylinositol phosphate binding. Gene Ontology annotation, cellular component: nuclear speck; cytosol; intracellular membrane-bounded organelle. The transcript is spliced from 22 exons. The record is from RefSeq and is a predicted model, not a curated record.
UUGUGGGAAAUCCGCGCCGUGACCGACCCACCACCGAGCGACCGACCGACCGACCGAGCGCCCGUGCAGGGGGGGGGGAAGGAGGACAAACACUCCACGCAAACGUCUCCAAAACGUCCCCAACGCGCGUCCUGCCUUUACGCACGGGCCCUGCGAGCAUGUGGCACCGCUGUCAGCCCGAAGAAACUACCAGAUAAGAGGAAAAGUCACGGAGCGGGAGGAGGAAGAAGGACGGAGCUGGAGAAGAAGCAAAGCACCACCAGCACCACCACCACCACCAGCAGCAGCAGCAGCAGUAACCGCGCCGAGCAGCCGAGCGUCAGUGCGCACGGAGCUGUGGCGAUGUUCUAACGAAACAUGGACUGCAGGAUCAAGGAGAAUCCAGAGCGGACGUUCGAUCUGGUGGUGCAGGUGGCGUGUCCGGCGUCAGAGAAUGAAGAUCCGGCGGUGCUGUGGAGCUUCCCCCAGGACGUCCAAGACCAGGACGUUCUUCAGACCAUCCCAAAGUUCUGCUUCCCGUUUGACCUGGAGAGGGGGGCUCAGACUCAGGUGGGACAGAACUUCACGUUCGUUCUGACCGACAUCGACAGUAAACAGAGAUUUGGCUUCUGUCGACUCACACAAGGAUGUAGAGUGUGUGUGUGUCUGCUCAGUUACCUCCCCUGGUUUGAAAUCUUCUACAAGCUGCUGAACACACUGGCGGAUUACCUGACCAAACACCAGGAAAACGACCUGAACGACCUGCUGAAGUCUCUGUACGAGCUGCCCGUGCCCAAGCCCUACACCCCAGUCAACCUGAGCGUGAAUCAGGAGCUGUUCAUAUCCACCGGGAACGUUCCACAGCUCGGACCAAACCAGCUCCCGCACUCGUACUUCAUCGCUCCGGACAUCCACGGACUCCCCACCAUCCCAGAAAGUAGGAACCUGACAGAGUACUUUGUGGCGGUGGACGUCAACAACAUGCUCCAGCUCUACGCCUCGAUGCUCCACGAACGACGGAUCAUCAUUACCUCCAGCAAACUCAGCACUGUGAGUACCCCAGCUCGGGCCCGUCAGCUCCGGGCACCACCAGCCGUUUCGUCUGAACGCUCGCUGUCCUCGCCGUACGGACGGACCAUCGCGUUUCUACCCGCCACUGCGCGCGGAGAUAUUGUUAGCUACAUCGUUACCGCCAUCCAGCUGCCUUCCUCCUCCUCUGCCUGUCCAGUGUCGUCUCUCAAGGCCAAGCUGAAGAAGGCCUCCACGGCGACGGGCAGCGGCGUGUCCCGGGCCUUCCUCCGAGCUCAGGCUGCUCUGUUUGGGACGUACAGGGACGCGCUCCGAUACAAACCUGGGGAGCCGAUCACGUUCUGCGAGGAGAGCUUCGUGAACCAUCGCUCCAGCACCAUGAGGAGCUUCCUGUCGAUGGCCGUCAACCUGCAGCUUUUCAAACAGUUUAUCGACGGACGCUUGGCCAAAUUGAACGCAGGCCGAGGUUUCACGGACGUGUUUGAAGAGGAGAUCACCGAGGGGGGCUUCUGUGGCAGUAAUUCCAGACAUUACCAGCAGUGGAUGCACACGGUCAAGAGAGGAGGAGCUUUCAUCAACACCGCAGUGACCAAGGCCAAGAGUCACGCCAAGAGGGGCAUCCGGGACAUCAAGGGACGCCUCAAAGCCAGAGAGGAGGAGGACGAGGUUCUGGCCGUGUGCGGAGGGUCGCCCACCAGCACCAAGAGCCUGUCUCCACGGCGACUGCACAAGAUCAGACGGCAGCGUCUGAACAAGUCCCCGAUGAGCAUGGGUCCUCGAGAGCUCGGGUACGGCCUGGACGACGAUGACACGGCGAGCAAGAUCUCCUCCGAGGACAGUGCGGACGUGCGCUCCUACACAGAGGACAGUGAGGACUCUCUGUCUCUGGACCUGGACCUGGACUCCGCCAGCUCGGGGCAGAUGAACCUCCUGGAGGAGAUCCUGGACUCGCUGACCACCUCCUCCGUCGGCGAGCAAGGCAAACUGAGCGCCGCCAAGAGUCUGGACUUCUUCAGGUCGAUGGAGGAGCUGGACUACAAGGGACCUACGAAGCCGAAGACGUGCAGCGACUCCGGACCUUCAGACGGGACGGCGAACGAGGACGAGGGCGGGUGGAACACGGGGCAGGACGACAGCGCGGUCCACGGGAAGCACCUGCCCCCGUCCCCCCGCAGACAGCCCGCCAAGAGCAGCCUGAAGAGCUCCAAGAAGCCCCCCGGGUCCAACGCGAGCGCCGACGCCACACAGACCCCGCCCCCCAGUGCCCAGCCACGCUCCUCCCCCAAGAUCUCCGUCUCACGAGCCCAGGACUAUUCCAAAUCUCUACCCAGACCCCCUCCUCGCCACGACCACCCGCCCCCCGCCCGCCAGCCCCAGGACCGUUACUCCUUCUCCCCUGCGCUGCUCCAAAGAUCCACCCCCCCGUCCCCCGUCCCGUCCCCCCCGACCCCGGGAGGACGAACCAGGACUACGUCAGACCCCCAACCCGACGCGGACGCCCCGGACGCCGCUCCCCUUCAACCCGGCUCCACCGGCGCGCUGCGGCGCAAGGUCCUGUCCAAAGAAACCGCCCGCAACUACCAGGAGAGGGCGCUCCACAGCCAGGGCAGUACAGAAGGGAGCCCGGUUCGGAACUCCGCCAUGCAGGUGCCCUGGGACAAGAACCAGGGCGGGAAAGAGGGUCUGCUGGGGCUGGGGGCGUGUCUAGGGGUGACGGGUGAGGCCGGGGCGCAGGUUCAGGGACUUCUGGAGGAGAUCGGGUGCUGCCUCGGGUCGGAAACGCGGGACGGACUCAAUAAUUGUAAUAGUCAUCAACAGGUCAACAACAAAACGGAAAAGUGA